GCGCGUCCGGGCUCCCGGGGCGGGUAAUAUAGCGGCUUGCCGAGGCGCUGGUGCGCGGGGGCAGCGCGCGGCAGGCCGGCGGGCAGGCGGGCGGGCUGGCUGGCUGGCAGGCAGGACUGGGAUCGAGGCCCAGAAACCGGAGCAGCGGGCAGCCGGGAGGCCUGGAACGGGGCGAGCGCCAUGAGCAACAAAUGCGACGUGGUCGUGGUGGGGGGCGGCAUCUCAGGUAUGGCAGCAGCCAAACUUCUGCAUGACUCUGGACUGAAUGUGGUUGUUCUGGAAGCCCGGGACCGUGUGGGAGGCAGGACUUACACUCUUAGGAACCAAAAGGUUAAAUAUGUGGACCUUGGAGGAUCCUAUGUUGGACCAACCCAGAAUCGUAUCUUGAGAUUAGCCAAGGAAUUAGGAUUGGAGACCUACAAAGUGAAUGAGGUUGAGCGUCUGAUCCACCAUGUAAAGGGCAAAUCAUACCCCUUCAGGGGGCCGUUCCCACCUGUAUGGAAUCCAAUUACCUACUUAGAUCAUAACAACUUUUGGAGGACAAUGGAUGAUAUGGGGCGAGAGAUUCCCAGUGAUGCCCCAUGGAAGGCUCCCCUUGCAGAAGAGUGGGACAACAUGACAAUGAAGGAGCUGCUGGACAAGGUCUGCUGGACUGAAUCUGCAAAGCAGCUUGGCACUCUCUUUGUGAACCUGUGUGUCACUGCAGAGACCCAUGAGGUCUCUGCUCUCUGGUUCCUGUGGUAUGUGAAGCAGUGUGGAGGCACAACCAGAAUCAUCUCGACAACGAAUGGAGGACAGGAGAGGAAAUUUGUGGGCGGAUCUGGUCAAGUGAGCGAGCGGAUCAUGGACCUCCUUGGAGACCGAGUGAAGCUGGAGAGGCCUGUGAUCUACAUUGACCAGACAAGAGAAAAUGUCCUUGUGCAGACCCUAAACCAUGAGAUGUAUGAGGCUAAAUAUGUGAUUAGUGCUAUUCCUCCUACUCUGGGCAUGAAGAUUCACUUCAAUCCCCCUCUGCCGAUGAUGAGAAACCAGAUGAUCACUCGUGUGCCUUUGGGUUCAGUCAUCAAGUGUAUAGUUUAUUAUAAAGAGCCUUUCUGGAGGAAAAAGGAUUACUGUGGAACCAUGAUUAUUGAUGGAGAGGAAGCUCCAGUUGCCUACACAUUGGAUGAUACCAAACCUGAAGGCAACUAUGCCGCCAUAAUGGGAUUUAUCCUAGCCCACAAAGCCAGAAAACUGGCACGUCUCACCAAAGAGGAAAGGUUGAAGAAACUUUGUGAACUCUAUGCCAAGGUUCUGGGUUCCCCAGAAGCUCUGGAGCCAGUGCAUUAUGAAGAAAAGAACUGGUGUGAGGAGCAGUACUCCGGGGGCUGCUACACAACUUACUUCCCCCCUGGGAUCCUGACUCAAUAUGGAAGGGUUCUACGCCAGCCAGUGGACAGGAUUUACUUUGCAGGCACCGAGACUGCCACACACUGGAGCGGCUACAUGGAGGGGGCUGUAGAGGCCGGGGAGAGAGCGGCCCGAGAGAUCCUGCAUGCCAUGGGGAAGAUUCCAGAGGAUGAAGUCUGGCAGUCAGAACCAGAGUCUGUGGACGUCCCUGCGCUGCCCAUCACCACGACCUUCUUGGAGAGAUAUUUGCCCUCCGUGCCAGGCCUGCUCAGGCUGAUUGGAUUGACCACCAUUUUUUCAGCAACGGCUCUUGGCUUCCUGGCCCACAAAAGGGGGCUACUCAUGCGAGUCUAAAGAGAGAAGGUGUCUGCAAUCACACUCUCUUCUUACGGUAUUUGGAGUAUGGGUUUGGGGAAAGAGUUGCAGUAAAGUUCUAUGAAGACAAAUAAUGUGGAGUGAGGCAGGGAGCGUGAAGAUAAGUCCAACUCUGACUGUAAAAUACAUGGUAUCUCUUUGUCCAUUGUGGCCACUGCUUAGUGUCCCUCACCUGGCUUAGCGUUCUGUUUCAACAGUUUCCAAGUUUAUUGCCCUCAGAAUCUUUAGAAUAGUUAAAUAGGCUUGUUCAAGGUCCUUGCUGCCCCACAACACACCUUGCCCAUGCACAAGCAAUGAGUUUUUUCCUAUCACUGUGAUUUUGUGCUUGUUCUUCCUCUUACCUGUAAUAGCCUCACCUUCCCAAGUUCUUUGCAUUUGUCCUUAGAAUACUGUAUUGUUACAGCUGAAAGACAUUAAAGACCAUUUAGUCCUCACCUGUUUUAGAGUUGAGCAAACUGAAGCCAACAGAGGUGGAACUUAAUUACCUAAGAGCUGCAAUAAGCCACUGGUAUCUCGGGGACUAGAACACAAAUCCAACGCCUUUCCCACCUCCCUGGAUGUAUUCCCCAAUUAUCCUCCUUCACUCCCUGUUAUUGUCACUGAUGGUGUCCCCUUGUGUGGAUUUACUUUGUGCUAAGUUGUCUUACACUACUCAAAUGCUACUCAGUAUAUAGCCUUAAGUCUUACUGUUUUGUGCAGUGUCUCCAGCUGAUUUUAGCUUUUUGGAUGGUAGAAAUUUUAUCUCUUCUUCCUUUUGUAUCCUCCAUUGUAUCUUCAUACAAAGAACAGUACACAUUUGGGUAAUUAAAAAUAAAAGUUGAUUGACCAUA
Messenger RNA from Cercocebus atys (sooty mangabey), 2594 nucleotides. It is a transcript of the gene MAOB, whose product is annotated as monoamine oxidase B. The transcript is spliced from 15 exons. NCBI's taxonomy places the organism in Eukaryota, Metazoa, Chordata, Mammalia, Primates, Cercopithecidae. Gene Ontology annotation, molecular function: oxidoreductase activity. The record is from RefSeq and is a predicted model, not a curated record. Bases 181 to 1743 code for a protein of 520 amino acids.